This is a messenger RNA of Puma concolor (puma), 573 nucleotides long. NCBI's taxonomy places the organism in Eukaryota, Metazoa, Chordata, Mammalia, Carnivora, Felidae. The record is from RefSeq and is a predicted model, not a curated record.
AUGGAUCGAAGGUUCCACCGGCCCCCUCCUUGGUCUUCCGUUUGUGCUAAGAUUGUGCAGCUCCUGGGACAGAAUGAGGUGGACUGUCGCCAGAAGCAGGUGGUUAUCCUGAGCCAGGAUAGCUUCUACCGUGUCCUCACUUCGGAGCAGAAGGCCAAAGCCUUGAAGGGCCAGUUCAAUUUUGAUCACCCGGAUGCCUUUGACAAUGAACUCAUCUUCAAAACACUCAAAGAAAUCACUGAAGGGAAAACAGUACAGAUUCCCGUGUAUGAUUUUGUCUCUCAUUCCCGGAAGGAGGAGACGGUCACUGUCUAUCCCGCAGACGUGGUGCUCUUUGAAGGGAUCCUGGCCUUCUACUCCCAGGAAGUACGAGACCUGUUCCAGAUGAAGCUUUUCGUGGACACAGAUGCCGACACGCGGCUCUCCCGCAGAGUGGCCAUCAACCUCAUCGUGCAGCACAUUCAGGACAUCCUGAACGGAGGGCUCUCCAAACGACAGACCAAUGGCUAUCUCAACGGCUACAUCCCGUCACGCAAGCGGCAGUCCUCGGAGUCCAGCAGCCGGCCGCAUUGA